Tyto alba (common barn owl) is the source of this 6500-nucleotide messenger RNA. Its product is annotated as vacuolar protein sorting-associated protein 13A-like. Gene Ontology annotation, cellular component: extrinsic component of membrane. The record is from RefSeq and is a predicted model, not a curated record. Gene Ontology annotation, biological process: protein targeting to vacuole; protein retention in Golgi apparatus; autophagy. NCBI's taxonomy places the organism in Eukaryota, Metazoa, Chordata, Aves, Strigiformes, Tytonidae.
CGGAGCCGGGGCGGCGGCGCUGCUGCUGCGGCUGCUGCUUCUGCCGCCGGGGCACGAUGGUGUUCGAGUCGCUGGUCGUGGACGUCCUGAACCGCUUCCUCGGAGACUACGUGGUGAACCUGGACAGCUCCCAGCUGAAGCUGGGCAUCUGGGGAGGAGCUGUAGCACUGAAGAAUCUUGAAAUAAAAGAAAAUGCACUGAGUCAGCUGGAUGUGCCAUUUAAAGUUAAAGCAGGACAUAUUGGUCAACUUAACCUACAGAUUCCAUGGCAAAACCUUUAUACUCAACCUGUUGAGGCAGUUCUUGAUGGAGUUUUUUUGCUUAUUGUGCCCACAGCCAGUAUAAAAUAUGAUGCUGAAAAAGAAGCCAGACAGCUCUUGGAAGCAAGACAGAGGGAAUUGCAAAGGAUAGAGGAGGCAAAGCAGAAAAUAGCUGACCAAGAUAAAGAAAAAGAAGAGAAACAAGACACUUUUGUAGAAAAACUAGUCACUCAGGUCAUCAAAAAUCUUCAGGUGAAAAUUUCCAACAUCCAUAUUCGCUAUGAAGAUGAUAUCACAAAUCGAAAUAACCCCUUGUCUUUUGGGAUUUCACUUCAGAAUCUAAGUUUGCAGACCUCAGAUAAGAAUUGGAAUCCAUGUUUACAUGAUGAAACUGCCAAGUUGUUCUACAAGCUUGUACGACUAGAUAACCUUUUUGCUUACUGGAAUGUGAAAUCGGAGAUGUUCUACCAUGGUGGUUGUGAUGAAUCGUUGGUUAAUUUAAAACAGGGAGUUGCCAGCCACAAUGUGAUUCCGGAAGGUUAUGAUUUUGUAUUCCGCCCAAUUUCAGCUAAAGCCAAACUCCUUAUGAAUCCUCGAUCAGAUGUUGACUUUUCAUCACCAAAAAUGGAUUUAGAUGUAAAUUUACAGGAUAUAACUGUUGAAUUCAAUAAGCCGCAGUACUUCAGUGUUAUGGAGCUUCUUGAGUCUAUUGAUAUGAUGACUCGAAAUCUGCCAUAUAGGAAGUACAGACCUGAUGUUCCAUUGCACAACAAUGCCAAGACAUGGUGGAAAUAUGUUAUUUAUGGCAUCCUUGAAGUAAAUAUUCAACCUAAGCUCCAAAUGUGGUCAUGGGAACAUAUUCGGCACCAUAGGAAACAAGUGAAGAACUAUAAAGAGAUGUAUAAAAUGAAGAUAACAUCAAAAAAACCUAAUGAAGAAAUCUUAAAAUUGUUGGAGGAAUUCGAAAAGGCCUUGGAUAUUUUUAACAUCACUUUAGCAAGGCAACAAGCAGAAGUUGAGGCAACUAAGGCUGGAUUAAAAAUCUACAGACCAGGAGUAAAACAAGAUGAUGAAAAUUCUGGUGGCUGGUUUAGUUGGAUAUGGAGCUGGUCAGGUGAAAGAAAGGAUGAACAAAAACAAGAAGUAAAGGGUUCAAGUCUUGAAGAGCUGAUGACACGUGAAGAGAAGGCUAAACUUUAUGCAGCAAUUGGAUAUAGUGAAACAGCUGUGGAUCCAACCCUUCCAAAAUCAUAUGAAGCCAUGAAGUUCUCUGUGAAUUUAUUAAGCAUGUCUAUAUCUAUAAGAGAAAACAAGCAGACUCCUGAGCUGGUAGUGUUUGCAUUAACCGGCUUGAGUACAGUAUUUACGCAACGACCAGGUGCACAAGCAAUAAGAUUUGAAACAAAAAUUACCUCACUUGAAGUUACAGGCAUGUCUCGGGAAAAGUGUACACCCUGUCUCCUAUCUUCUCGAACGGUCUAUUCGGACAAGAGUACCUCGCUUUUAAGCAUAAUGUUUGAGACUAAUCCUUUGGAUGAGAAAGCAGAUCAGAGGCUUAGGAUAGAAUCACAGCCAUUGGAAAUAGUAUAUGACGCGAUGACAAUAAAUAGCUUAGUGGAUUUCUUCAGACCUCCAAAGGAUGUACAUUUAGAGCAGUUGACAUCAGCAACUCUUAUGAAGCUUGAAGAGUUCCGUGAAAAAACAUCAACAGGACUGUUGUAUGUUAUUGAAACCCAGAAAGUUCUUGACCUCAAAAUUAACCUCAUGGCUUCAUACAUCAUUGUUCCACAAAAGGGAUUCUAUGACCGUACAUCAAAUUUACUACUUCUGGAUCUUGGUAGUCUUAAGAUGAAAAGCAAAAGUCGUUCAGAUUUGUCAGAACUCAAAGUAGGACAAAGCACUAUUGAAGAUAUAAUGUCAAGAGCUUAUGACAGUUUUGAUAUCCAGCUCAGCAGUAUACAGUUACUGUACAGCAAACAUGAUGAGAACUGGCAAGAGGCUCGGAAGCUGAAAUAUUCAUCUCAACAUAUCUUGCAGCCCUUAGAUGUAAAAGUGGAAUUUAGCAGAGCUAUGGUUGUUACAGAUGCAAGAAUGCCCAAGUUCAAACUGUCUGGACAGCUGCCCUUACUUUCUAUCCAAAUAUCAGACCGGAAGCUGACAAGUAUCUUGGAGCUAAUUGAUAGCAUUCCUAAGCCAGAAAGUGCUCCUGCUACCAGUUCUCCUCCAAAAAUAACUGAGGCUGCAAUAUCCCCUGUGCUCUCAGCACCACAUUUAUCGCAAGGUUUGUUUCCUGUUUUGGAUCUUCAUUCAUUUGCGGAGUCAGAAUCAGAAGAAGAAUUUUAUGAUGCUUUAAGCAGUCCUGUGGAAGACAUGCCAUUUUUUGAAGCUCCAUCUGGUUCCCUCAAACGAGCUAGCAGUACAAGGCGAAGAAAACUACGUAAACAAGAAUCUUUGAAAAAUAUGACAGAAUUCCAGCUAAGGUUUGAAGUAGCUGAGGUCUUAAUUAAAUUAUGCCGUCUUACUGGUAAUACUGAGACACCUGUGCUGCAGCUUGAUAUUGUAGGGUUAGGCACUGAACUUAAAUUGAGAACAUUUGACAUGACUGCAAAUGCUUUCCUUCGUGAAGUUUGUCUGCUGUGCCCAGAAUAUAUGGAUGAUAAUGACAAGCCAGUUUACAUAGUUACUACUUUGGAUAAUGUAGCAGACGAUCUUCUUGCUCUGGAGUACAUAAAGGCUGAUAUUAAUGGACCAGAACUGAAAACUGCCUAUCAGAAUGUUCUACAGAAAAUAAAGGUAAACUUUUCAUCUCUUGAUAUUCAUUUGCAUACUGAAGCUCUGCUGAAUGCUAUGAACUAUCUGAAUAAUCUUCUACCGAAACAAGAAACUAAAGUUGCAGAAGAACCAGUCCAUGAAAAAACAGAGGAGAAGAAGGAUGUUCUUAAGAAACUGACAUCAAAAAAAUCCAAGUAUGAAGAUGUUAUCGACCUCAAUAUCUGUGCGGAUUUAUCCUGUUUACGUAUCUUUAUUAGAGAGAAAAAACAUAGAAUAGCUGAAAUUCACAUUGAAGGUCUGGAUAGCCAAGUGAUCAUGAAGAAAGCAGCAACAGAAGUGACUGCAAAAUUAAAGAACAUCAUUAUUGUGGAUUCUGAUGAGAUGGCAUUGUAUAAAAAGGCUCUUUACAUCACAGGAAAAGAAGUCUUCAACUUCAGAAUGAUAUCAUAUGUGAAUGCUACUGAUGGCAUUGCGUAUACAAAUAUGGAUGUUGUUGACAAUCGUAUUUACCUAACUGUUGGGUGUAUUCAAGUAGUUUUUGUCAACAAGUUCGUUUCAACUGUUUUGGCUUUUAUAAAUAACUUUCAAGCUGCCAAGGAGGCUCUUACUGAGGCAACUGUUCAAGCAGCAGAGAAAGCAGCUACAGGUGUAAAAGAGCUAGCGGAGCGUAGUUCCCGUUUGGCACUAGAUAUCAAUAUUAAAGCACCUGUUGUGAUAGUUCCACAGUCAGCAAUGUCUGCGAAUGUCUUGGUGGCUGAUCUUGGUUUAAUCACCGUGAAGAACCAAUUCUUUAUCGCUAAAACAAAAACACGGUAUAAUCUCCCGCCUGUUGUUGACUCUAUGACAGUGAAAUUGAGUGAACUAAAGUUAUACAGGUCAUGCUUCGAGCAGGGUUCAUUGCAAACUGAAGUACAGCUGCUGCAGCCACUCAAUCUGGAAGUAGCUGUUGAACGAAAUUUAGCUGCUGCAUGGUAUAACGAAGUUCCUGAUAUUGAAAUAUCUGGCCGACUGAAGCCUAUGAAUCUGAUUCUCAGUCAGGAAGAUAUUACCACAAUAUUGAGAACACUAAAUGAAAAUAUAGGUGGAAGCUCUGGUGCAUCAGCAUCUUUACCGGAACCAAAAGAUACGACUAGCCAUUGUAGUGAUAUGCAUAGUACUUCACAGCACUCUGCAGGUGUAACUGUUGUAACAUCAGCUGUGGUGGAAUUGCAUUCACCUAUGAAAAUAAAGACAACACUAAAACUGGACUUCAGAUUUGACUCUUUGACUUUAGUAUUGUAUAGUCCAAAUUCAAAACAGGUUACAAAUUUGGAUCAGAGAGAUGACCUUUUGAAGCUUGCAGAGUUUAAAUUAGUGUUGAUGUCAGCUGCUGUCAAAAUGUUAUCAGAUGGUUCAAUGAAUGCUUCAGUCAAGCUGGCAAACUGCACAUUAGAUGAUAAAAGACAGUCAAUCCAGAAGGCUACGCCAAGAAUGGUGGAAAUGAAACAUGGAUUUGAAAAGAAAGUUAUGGUGGAUAUAAGCUAUAAGCAGGGGAGAGAUGGCACUAUUCUUGAUGUGAUUGUUCAGGAGAUAUACCUUUGUGCAAGCAUGGAGUUUCUACUUACUGUUGCAGAUAUAUUCCUAAAGGCUAAUGCAGAAAGUGCUGCUGCACAAAGAAAUCUCAAACAGUCAUUACCUUUAAAGGAGCAAGCACCUGUGCAGCCUGUAUCUACAAUGGAAAUGAACAUUGUUGUUAAAAAUCCAGAGAUUGUGUUUGUGGCUGAUUUAACAAGAAGUGAUGCUCCUGCAUUGGUGGUUACAACACAGUGUGAGGUCUUCAUUAAAAAUAGCCCUGAAAGGUAUAGCAUGACAGCUGCUGUUAAAGAGAUACAAAUGAAAGCUUGCCCAUUUCUUCCAGAGCAAAGGAAAGGGAACAUUACUACGGUAUUACAGCCUUGUGACUUCUUCUUUGAAAUGAAACAGUCAGGUACUGAUCCACAGACAGCUGAUCUAACGAUUAAAUCUCUAACAAUAAAAGUUUCACCAAUAAUCAUAAACACAGUAAUUACUAUAACAUCAGCCCUCUAUCAAACUACAGAAACAACAGAAGAAGAGAUUAGUCAAAUUCCUCCAGAUUUGUGGAAUAAGAAAGAUAAAAACCUAAAAAUGUGGUUUCUUGAAGAGUCAAAUGAAAAUGAAGAUACAAAUCCAACUGCUGAACUGGUUCCCACAGGAGAGUCAUUGAAAAUGAAUAUAGAAUCUGUUUUUCUAACACUUGAAGCUGGGGUUGGGCACCGAACUGUACCAAUGCUUUUAGCCAAGUCCUCAUUUAUUGGAGAAGUCAAAAACUGGAGUACUCUAAUCAACCUACGUUCUCGUCUUGGUCUAGAGGUACACUAUUUUAACGAGAUGUUUGGCGUGUGGGAACCUUUGCUUGAACCACUGGAAGUUGAAAAGACUGAUUUUUUCAAACCAUGGACUCUUGAAAUCAAGAUGAAGAAGAAGGCUAAAAAAGCUUUGGUUGAAUCAGAUGCAGAAGAAGAAAACUACAAAGUUCCAGAAUAUAAAACAGUAAUACAUGUUUCCUCAAAAGACCAGCUGAACAUUACACUGUCUAAAUGUGGGCUACAAAUGUUGAGUAACUUGGGCACGGCAUUUGCUGAAGCAGCUAGUCAAACUUCAGACAUCUUCAAAAAAGAUCGAGCACCAUUUGUAAUAAUAAAUUCUUUAGGACUUCCCAUCACUGUCUCGCCUAGUGAUUCCUUUAGUGUCCUUAAUGUUGAAUUUGGAGCAAAAUUAUUUCAUUUAAGAGAUGGAGAGAAUUUAAAUAUGGAAUUUGUCAGAACUAAAAAUGAGAGUGACCAGUUCACAGCAAUGACAACUCUGAGUAGCAAGAGGUUUUACAUUCAGAUCUGUCCACAUAAUCAUUCCACUGUGGAAAAGAUUCCAUUGACAAAAGUGGGUCGAUGUAUUUACAGUGUGAGACAUGAGGAAUCAGGUGUUGAAAGGUUCAUUGUCUGCCAAAUUGAUACUGUUGAAGGAAGCAAGAUGAUAACUAUACGUUCUCCUGUUCAGAUAAGGAAUCAUUUUUCAAUCCCAUUAAAUAUUUUUGAGGAAGGAAGAUGUUUAGGAACUGCUUCACCAGAAAAUGAAUUCAACAUUCCAUUGUCCUCUUACAGAUCCGUACUGAGUUUGCAACCGCUAGCCAGUGAAAAUGGAGUGGAUGGAGAAUAUGAUAUGUGUGAAGGAAUUACAUUUGAUGAAAUUAUGAAAAAUGUUGAUAGUUUAUUACAAAGGAAAUGCCAGUCUGUGAGGUCAACUAACCACUCACUUAUCAUCAAUAUUGUUCCUGUAAAAGACACGUUGACAUCUUCAUUAUAUGCAGAUGAUCAAUGGGAUUUUCCAUAUGUUGUUCAUUUAUGGCCUUCUGUUCUUCUUCGCAAUCUUCUUCCUUAUCAAAUAACUUAUUCUGUAGAGGUAAUUCUUUAA